GUAUACUAGAAAGCAAAGAAAUAAGUAGGCCUGGUGGGUGCGGUCAGGCCCGGCCGAGCUGCCCGGUCCCUCGGGCAGGAAAGUCACGUCCUCGCAGCCUGGAACCUUGUGUGUCCGGCUCUGGCUGCCCGGGCCGCCGGCGGAAGCAUUUCAGAGUGGGACCGCGAGAAGCCGCUUGUAAACAGAGCCGGGCCGGGAUGGUCAGCGGCUGGGCUGGCUGUCACCGUGAGGCGGGCGGCGGGCUGCGGGAGCCAAGCCCCCGCCAGCAGCGGACUGCAGGCCCCGCAGGUGAAGGGAGAGUAGCAGCCGGCGCCCGGGAAAUCAAGGAUUGGCGUGGCGUUGCUUUGACAAAUACUUCCUGUUGUCUUCACAGAGGUCUUGCUGAAGAAUAAUCUCAAAGGAACAUUUGGUCUCCCUAUACAUCUGUUAAUGUCCAUAAGCCAGUAGCAAAUGCUUUUAAUUAUUGGGGAAACAUCAACCACCUUUAUGUUUGGCCUGCUCCAGGAGGCCCAAUGAAGGUUUCUUCCAGUUGUUUCCAUAGCUGUAUUACUAAAGCACCCCUCUUGGUUGGGUGAAUGUUCAUGAAGCCAUUUCUGGAACCAGCUUAGGAGGCUGAGGCCUCCUGGAGCCUGUGACAUGGAAGCUUUGGAAGUGGAUGAUAUCAGCCCGGCCUUAGAAGUUACGGAGGAGUUCUUUAGUACUUUGGAUAGUAAGCUAGAAAAGGCUGUGCAGCAAGCAGAGGUUUAUGGGAUCCAGGAAGUCCCUGAACUGGUGGGGCAUGAGGUACUCAGUAACAUAACAGACAAUGGUGCUAUGAGAAAUGUCACCUCCCUGGGCAAGGGGGGCAUGAUUUGGGACCACUGUAAGAGCAGGCUCUUAGAAACCAAAGCUCAAAAUGUCUUCCCUGCCAAAGAACAGUUUAUGGUCCAGAGAGGGACAACCCCAGAUAAUCUUUCCUGGAUGGAACAAAAGGAAGCAUCAACCUUUAAUUUUUUCAAUAUCUGUCAGCGUCGGAGGGACCGGCCUCGUUCUGUAAAUGACUUACUGGAUGAGACCUCAACUUUCAAGCCAGGACAUGCUCGAUCACGAUCAGAUAUUACCCAAGUGGACUGGAGGGUGGUCCUGAAAACCAUGCCUUUGCAGCAGCAGCAACAGCAGCAGCCAUCGCUUCAAGGCCCACACGUCACCAGGCCAUCUUUUCUGUUGCCCUCACCAAAUAAGAUAGAAGAUGCUCAAGGAAAUACUGAACACAAGCAGACAUUCCCAAACAUUCUAAAGAAGGGUUACCUGGAGAUUAGAAAGGACCAUGACAGUUACUGGCAAAGCUGUUAUGCAGAACUUUCACCUUACAACUUAUACUUCUACAGCCUCGACAGCAGUGGGAAUCAGAACCUCUAUGCCACGUACCAGCUUUCACACUUCCAGAGCAUAUCUGUUUUGGGCAACCUGGAGGCCAGGAUGGUGGAUACUGUUUUGUAUGACAACACUCAGCUACAGCUAAAGGCAGAGUCACCAUGGGAGGCUUUGGACUGGGGGCAGAAGCUUUGGGAAGUCGUGCAUGCUGCUGUGCCUGGUUACAUGGGGCGGCAGAAUGAGCUGACAAUCUCACCAGGGCUUGGCCAUCAUGAUGACUAUGCACAGUAUCAUUAUUUCCAGAAGAAAGCCAGUGGGCUGCUGCCACCGUCCCCUGUCCUGGAUAGCCCCAAACAGUACCAAAACAUCCUCAAAUCAGGGACUCUCUACAGGCUGACUGUCCAAAACAACUGGAAGGCAUUUACAUUUGUGCUGAGCAGGGCCUACCUUAUGGCUUUUCAGCCCGGCAAGCUAGACGAGGAUCCACUGUUGAGCUACAACGUGGAUGUAUGUCUGGCUGUCCAGAUGGACAACCUAGAUGGCUGCGACUCUUGUUUUCAAGUCAUUUUCCCCCAGGAUGUCCUUCGCCUCCGAGCUGAGACCCGACAGAGAGCUCAGGAAUGGAUGGAGGCUCUGAAGACAGCUGCCAAUGCAGCCAGGAGUUCAGAGCAAAACCUGCAAGUCACACUGAGGAACAAACCCAAGGAUCAGAUGGGUGGGCAUGAACUCAGGAAGAAUAAACGCCAAUCUGUGACUACCAGCUUCCUGAGCAUUUUGACGACUUUGUCUUUGGAACGAGGACUCACUGCUCAGAGUUUCAAAUGUGCAGGCUGCCAGCGAUCCAUAGGUCUUUCCAAUGGGAAAGCCAAGGUGUGCAACUACAGUGGGUGGUAUUACUGCAGCAGCUGCCACGUGGAUGACAGCUUUCUUAUCCCAGCACGCAUAGUCCACAACUGGGAUACUUCAAAAUAUAAGGUGUCGAAGCAGGCCAAGGAGUUUCUGGAGUACGUGUACGAGGAGCCACUCAUCGACAUCCAGCAGGAGAACGCCAUGCUGUACCACCACGCAGAGCCGCUGGCCGCCGUGCUGCGGCUGCGGCAGCGGCUGAAGUCGCUCCGAGCCUAUUUGUUCAGCUGCCGGGCAGCGGUGGCAGAGGAUCUCCGCCGCAGAAUUUUCCCCAGAGAAUACCUCCUUCAACAAAUCCACCUGUAUUCCCUCGCCGACCUGCAGCAGGUUAAAUCAAACAGAAAGUUUCAUUCUGGUGCUGGUGUGACCGGAACCCCUAACACCUGCUGAUCUCCCUUUUCAACAGAGAGUUGGCUGCAGGCUCAGGGCCUUCCAGCAUCUGUGUUAGCUUCGUUUUAUGGCAAGGGAUACUGGCUUCCCAUUUAUGGUAUUUCUAUAAGGCUUUCAUUUUAAAUAAAUGUUUAAAAGUAAAUGACUCAAUUUAAAUAAAGCAUUAAAUAAAUAACACAGGUGGAAUGCAGCUGUGACAAUACCUGUAAAGGUGUUUUCACCUUGACAGUGUUGAAAGCACUGUCCUGAUUCUUCUGUUUUGAAAUCCACUUCUAUGCAAUGACUUUGUCUUUCAGUUGCUUUUAAUGGCUUUUAAUCUAUAGGUUAUUUCUUUGUCCUUCUUGUUUUAAUCCCCUGGGGUGUUAUUACAAAGAUUCCCCAUUUCCCUCUGUGGGCUUGGGCUCAUCUGGGAUGGAGUUUUCACCAGAUUUUAAUAAUAUCACAUAAAUUUAGUUUAAAAUAUUCCUGUUUUUAAAAAUUAUACUGUUUCCACUUUUUUUGGUGUUAAAAUCCCCUUUUUUGUGAAAUAAUGGUGAAAAUAGAUGGUAGCUUUUGUUUUGUUUUUAGCAUCUUUACUUGGCCAAUUUAAAAAUUGGAAACUUAAAAAAAAUUAUGCUGAUCUAGAAGACAAAAAAGUGGGGUGCCACUGUUCAGUCACUCUCUGCUCAGAUAUGAUUCCUCCGAGUUGCCUGAGCAUCCUCGAAUAUUUCAGGAAGGGUGAUAUGGACUCACGCUAAUCUUUCUAAAGUAUACUCAAGCAUUUUCUUCAGGGAAAUUGUUAAAGGGUUCCUGCUUAUGAAACUCUCUUAUGUCUAUUACCCUAGGUUUAUCAUUUUCCCAUCAGAACUGCAAUCCUAAUUAUUAAUAAAAUCAUUUUUAAGUAUCUGAGAUAACUAAUUAUUGUGAGCAAUCAAUCCACUGGAAUACUUACACAGUACUUACUAAGAUGUGUCUAUUUCGUACACCUUUCCAAAAUGGAACGUUCAUAGCACAGUUGAGAAAAACCUCAACAGUCAUUGGUUUUUGUUUUUAUUUUUCUUUAAUGUUACUGGGAUUCAGGAGAAUAGAGAAGCUACAAAAUCUUGCACAUAUUUAAGAAAAUUUUUAAAAACCAUCUUUUCUCCAUCCGCUUCUUUAUUUCCUGCUUUGAUGAACACAUUAUUUUAUAUGGGAUUUCAGAAUUGGUCUAGAAAGACAUCAUUUGGAGGUGCUGAUAGAUUUGCAAAAGGCCCAAAAUGCCCCAUGUCAAGCAAGCUAGAGUUAGAAGAGCAGGGCUGAAACACAAACAAGAAGCAAAGUUCAAGAACUCCAGGAAGCUUUAAGGCAGUUUGUCAGGAUAUGUAAUUGUCUGAGUUAGUCAGGGAAGAUCUGUUAAAGCCAAGGCCAACAUACACCAGUAAACCCAGAGCAACACGAUCACUGCCAUAGUCACUGCUCUAAGGAAGAGAGUAGAAACUAGUCAGAGCUUUCAAAUCAAAGCAUUCCCACACCACCAGGGCGCUCCGUAGAUUCAGUGGAUAUGACUAGCUGGUGUGGAGCUUUUAUUUUACUAACUCUGUGGUGUCUGAAUGGCCCUAUCCCUUACAUGACUUUCCUUGUGCCUCAAAGGAUCUUCAUAGAGAGACAGGCAGGUUCUCAGCUUCAUCUACCCAAGGAACCCAGUUUCAGCAGCACAUGAUGAUGGCUUGUUUCUGAUCUUACUCUAGGCCCCGUGUUCAUAUGGAGUCUUUCAUGGUCCACUCCAAAGGGACCUGGAGCAGGCCUAUCAGACUAAUAUCGUCUGUUCCCUUGGGAGUAGGCAGGGCCAGACUGAACUAUGUGGGUGCCCAGGAAGGCUGGUCAUUUGACAUCCUGCACUUUGAUACUCUUUAAACAUAUUUUCAAUACAUAUUUAAAUAGUAUUCAAUAUGUUUAGUAGAUAGGGGAAGAGAAACUGAUUUUCUAUUAAUAAAAUAUAUAUACAUCAUCUUUAUGUUGAAAAUGAAGAAUGUAUUACAUGCUCUGACAGUAACACUAACUUUUUGACUUAUUUGGAAUGAGAUUCCUUAAUAAGCUUUUCCAUAACUCUGAGCUGGACAGGGUUAGCCAUUUAGUCUCUUCAAGAGUAGAAGCAAUAUACAUGGAUAUAGUUACAAAAUCUUGUUCCAAAUAUAUUUAAAAGUUAUUUUUUUCCUAACUUUUGUAUCAUCAAAAUGUUUCCCACUUUCCUGUAUACCAGAUCUUGUCAUCUGAGACUAGAGAUAGUUUUACUUCUUCCUUUCCAUUCUGGAGUUUUUUUUGUUUCUGUUUCUUGCAUGAUCGCCCUGGCUAGAACUUCCAGUAAAAUAUUGAAUAGAUGUGGUAAGAGCAGACGUCGUAUCUAGUUCCUGAUCUUCCUAGGAAAAAAAUUGAGUCUUUCACCAUUAAGUGGGAUGUUAACUGUGAGUUUUUCAGAUAUCCUGUAUCAGAUAAGGAAGUUGAUUUCUAUUCCUAGUUUGUUGAGUGUUUUUUUUUGAGGGGGUUGGGGACAGGGUCUCGC
Piliocolobus tephrosceles (Ugandan red Colobus) is the source of this 5167-nucleotide messenger RNA. RefSeq names its product pleckstrin homology domain containing M3 (gene PLEKHM3). NCBI's taxonomy places the organism in Eukaryota, Metazoa, Chordata, Mammalia, Primates, Cercopithecidae. The record is from RefSeq and is a predicted model, not a curated record. The transcript is spliced from 7 exons. The coding region runs from base 637 to 2649 and encodes 670 amino acids.